Molecule: messenger RNA, 2580 nt
Organism: Clarias gariepinus (North African catfish)
Lineage: Eukaryota; Metazoa; Chordata; Actinopteri; Siluriformes; Clariidae
Product: extracellular calcium-sensing receptor-like
Exons: 6
Coding region: 19-2580 (853 amino acids)
Biological process (GO): G protein-coupled receptor signaling pathway
Cellular component (GO): membrane
Molecular function (GO): G protein-coupled receptor activity
Source: RefSeq, a predicted model, not a curated record
UCUAUAUCUGGUCAGGUGAUGGCUGUGGAUGCGUGGUUAUGGGCAGUAGGGUUUCUGAUUUGGCCGAUCUGGGUGGACUCUGUUGGGCUCUCCUGUACUUUGCAGACCAGGCCCAUCUCCAGGAGCCUGUAUAAGGAAGGUGAUGUGAUUAUCGGGGGUCUUUUUCCAAUAUAUGUUCAAGCCCCUGAACCUGAUCACAUGUUUAUACAGAGAGUGGAGGAGAGCCCUUGCCAGAGUGUUGAAGUACGAUCUUACCACUGGCUACAAACAAUGAUCUUCACAGUGGAAGAAAUUAACCAAAAUCCAUAUUUGUUGCCCAACUUCACACUGGGCUACCAUGCUUCAGAUACCUGCUUGGCAGAGAGCAGUACGCUAAGUGCUGCACUGGCGUUGAUGACAGGACAGGAGGAGACCGUGUCUGGAGAACUGUGUACUAUAGCUCCAGACGUGCCUGUCAUUAUUGGUGAUGCACGCUCCUCCGCAUCUAUAGUGGUAGCUGAUACACUAAGUGUUUUUGACAUCCCAAUGAUUAGCUACUUUGCUUCUUGUGCAUGCCUCAGUGAUCACACCAGAUACCCCACCUUUCUACGCACAGUUCCAAGUGACGCCUUCCAAGCCAAAGCCAUGGCCCGUCUUUUGCUCUUUAUGGGUUGGACAUGGGUUGGGGUUGUCUCUGGAGAUGAUGUUUAUGGGAAAAGUGGUGUGCAGUUGCUGCUGAAGGAACUAAAGGGUUUAGGUGUGUGUGUAGACUACCAUGAGGUCAUCCCUAAAUCACAUGCAGCCAGUAGGAUUGAACGCAUUGUGAAGAUAAUCCAGACUUCAAAGGCUCAGGUGGUAGUAACCUUCGCUAUCGGACCUGAUACAGAAGUCUUGCUUAGAGAAGUUGUGAGGAUGAAUGCCACUGACAGGCAAUGGAUUGCUACUGAAGCAUGGAGCACCUCUACCCACUACUCUGCUUGGAGUGGCAUCUCUUUAGCAGGGACUCUUGGUUUUGCACUGAGGCGAGUUGAUAUUCAGGGUUUGGGCUUCUAUUUGACUCAGUUGAGCCCAAAUGAACAUUUAAUGUCACCACUGGUCCAGAGUGUUUGGGAGGAUGUGUUUGGGUGUAGCUUUGGGGAGCACAUGCAAUCAGGAAAUCUAAAACCACAGUGCACAGGCUUGGAGAAAGUGGAGUAUGGAGAGACCUAUUUUGAUGUUAUGUAUAAUGUUUAUAAGGCUGUGUAUGCUGUAGCAAAUGCCAUUCAGGACAUGCUGGCAUGUCAGUCUGGGAAAGGACCUUUUGCAAAUGGAGAAUGUCCUGAUAUUAAACCAAUAAAACCUAAGCAGCUUUUAUACUACCUGAAGGCUGUCCAGUUUACAACACCAGUGGGUGAAAUGUUUGCUUUUGAUGAGAACGGAGAUCCAUCUGCCUCUUAUGACAUAAUUAAUUGGCAUGUAGGCACUGAAGGAAAAAUUAAGUUUGUUAAAGUAGGACAGUUUGAUGCAGUGAGUGGACCACAGCGAGACUUUCAGCUGGAACUAAAAAAAGUGUUCUGGGGAGGGGGCUGGGGUGAUAAGGUACCAGUGUCUGUUUGCAGUGAGAGCUGCCCCCCAGGGACCAGGAAGGCUGUACAGAAAGGAAAGCCUCUCUGCUGUUAUGACUGUAUACCAUGUGCAUCAGGGGAGAUCAGCAAUGCUUCUGACUCUACAGAGUGCACUAAGUGUCCUGAGAGGUUCUGGUCUAACACUGACCGGACAGAGUGCAUCCCAAUGACGGUGGAGUUCCUGUCCUUUCAAGAUACCAUGGGCAUCAUCCUCUCGGUGCUUUCAGCUACUGGAGCAGCUCUUACCAUUAGCAUCCUUGCCACCUUUUUCCAUCAUCGAGACACACCCCUGGUCCGUGCCAACAACUCUGAGCUGAGCUUCCUGCUCCUGCUCUCACUUAAACUCUGUUUCCUAUGUGCACUAGCUUUUAUUGGCCGACCAGCACCUUGGUCCUGCAUGCUCCGUCAUACACUGUUUGGGAUCAGUUUUGUGGUGUGUCUGGCUUGUGUGCUCAGUAAAACUGUGGUGGUACUCAUGGCCUUUAGAGCAACUCUACCUGGCUCAAAUAUUAUGCGGUACUUUGGUCCUGUUCAGCAGAGGGCAGGUAUCUUCAUCUGUACGCUAAUACAGGUGGGGAUCUGUGUGUUUUGGCUAGUUCUGGCACCUCCUCUUCCCACUGAAAAUGCAGGAGGUGAGCGCGGAGCACGGGUGGUCCUGCUAUGUGCAGUAGGCUCAGUGGUGGGGUUCUCACUCGUUCUGGGCUACAUUGGCUUCCUGGCUGCUGUCUGCUUCAUGCUUGCUUUCUUUGCCCGGAAGCUUCCAGAUAAUUUCAAUGAAGCGAAGUUUAUCACUUUUAGCAUGUUGAUCUUUUGUGCUGUGUGGAUCACGUUUGUUCCAGCAUAUGUCAGCUCUCCUGGGAAAUACACAGUAGCGGUGGAGGUCUUUGCAAUUCUAGCCUCAAGUUACGGCCUUCUGCUGUGUAUCUUUGGGCCUAAGUGUUACAUCAUCCUACUGAGACCAGAUAAGAACACAAAAAAGUAUAUGAUGUCCAAAUAG